AUGGCCGCCCUACCAAGGCGGAUGCCUAUGGUGAAGAGUCGCGCAUUUCAGCUAACCACAGAGGAGGCUCGAGCUGCACCAGACAUCGUGGCUGGGAACUUUCUGGUCAACGGUAUGCUAGCUCAUGUUCUUUUCGAUUUGGGAGCUACCCGAUCAUUCGUAUCUCUUUCACUUAGCAAGAAGUUACUGGAUGCUCCAAGGACUUUGGAUUCCCCGCUGGAGGAUGAGAUUGCUGAUGACCACACCAUGAGUGUUGCUAGGGUAUAUCAGGGUUGUGUCUUGAAUAUUCUUGGGGAGACGUUCUGCAUUGAUUUGGUUCCAAUACCAUUGAGAGGGUUGAAGGUGAUCGUUGGGAUGGCCUGGUUGGGGGCCAACAGGGCGAUGAUAGACUGCGAGCGCCAGCUGGUGAGAGUUCGAACCCCAAGUGGCAGGAGAACUGGUUAUUCAUGGGGAGAUGGCCUCGCAGGGACCAGCUCUCUGUUCGACUGUGAGGGCUAG
Lactuca sativa (garden lettuce) is the source of this 498-nucleotide messenger RNA. RefSeq lists its product as uncharacterized. NCBI's taxonomy places the organism in Eukaryota, Viridiplantae, Streptophyta, Magnoliopsida, Asterales, Asteraceae. The record is from RefSeq and is a predicted model, not a curated record.